Molecule: messenger RNA, 969 nt
Organism: Nematocida major
Lineage: Eukaryota; Fungi; Microsporidia
Exons: 1
Coding region: 1-969 (322 amino acids)
Source: RefSeq, a predicted model, not a curated record
AUGAUACAUUCAGAAGAACAGCUAGAUGCCAAAGUGUCUGCUAGCGAGCAAAUGGCCGUAAAAAUUGCGCAGGAGAUAAGCAUGCAGUUUGCAGGGCUACACACGAAGUUGGAGGGCAUGCUGAACGAAAGAGAAGAAAAGGAGCAGAAAAGGAUGGACCGCUUGCUGGUCACGGUGUCAGAGCAGCUGAACAGAAACGUGGCGGCUCUGUUCGAGACCAUAAUACAGAGAGAGGUGCGGGGGCCGCUGCAGCAGAAAAUAGAAAAGGCGCUAGGGACAAAAAUAGACCAGAAAAUGGGGAACAUUCCGAACGUGUGCACGUCUGCAAUCCAGUCGAGCAUAGAGGGCAAGGCGCUGCAGAACUUCAUAGGCCGGACCCUGAAAAGCGCCAUUGUGGAGGGGAUUGUGCCUGUUAUUGAGAACGGAAUGAACGAAAUCCGCCUGCAGGUGCUGGACAGAAUCAAGACAAUGCCGAUAUCCAUGGAGAGCGUGGACGACGCAGCCUCGGAGAGCAAAGACGAGACGCUCGAUCGAAUUGCAGACGCGCUGCACGAGUACAACCACAUCGAGGAGGGGCCGUUUGACAUAAUUACGCAUCUGCUCGAAACAGACAUAGAGGAGUGUUUUGCGUAUGUGAUAGAGUCCAACGACCCAGAGGCGUUCAUGUUCCUCCUAAACAAGCUGCCGCCAGACGCAGAGAUCAAUCUGAACAACAGAAUGCUCAUGCUGUUCAUACAGCAGAUAGUUUCCUUUGUGGGAAGCGGAUGGAAAACCGAGCCCUACCGAAGCAAGUACACGAGCCUGCUGGAAAAUGCGCUGUCUCACAUAAAAAAGGAGAGGCUUUCUGGCGGAGACAUAAACACGCUCCGAAACACCAUGCUGCAGCUGCUUACGGGCUGCCCAGACUUUGGCGAAACAAAGAGCGAGCAGUUUAUACUGGACAUAAUGCACACAAUGGGGCUGUACUAG